CUCCACCCUGCAGCUCAUCCAUAUGAGGCCAGCAGAGGUCCCGGUUUCCACCAGAACAGACUGACAAAUCAUCUCGCCGCCACUCACGGAUGCAGAGGGGAGGCAACAUGCCUGUGACCUGCAGGAAAGGGAGGUUGCUCUGCAUUAUGAUGAUGCUCAACAUCUUCUUCUGCGUCCUGUUGGGCGUGUCGUGGAACCUCGGGCGUGCCAAAAGUGGACACCAGAAGAUUCGAGUCCCAUCCAAGAGGUUUUGGCGCCAACAGAUACUGAGCGAAUCCUUCUGGAACAAGGAGCAGCAGCGCCUGGACUUCAUUCACAACCCCAUCGUUAACUCUGUGCUCUCUGGCGACUCCCUCGUCGAGCUGCCGGAUUGGCUGAAUGACACCGGGCCACUCAAGCCCUGUGAACCAGACUACAGAGUCUCUGCACAAAUCAUGGACUACAACAUCUUACCGCAGCACCUUCAGGAUUUCCUUUUGCACAUGCGCUGCAGGACUUACCCCAUGCUGAUCAAUCAGCCCCACCUGUGCGAUGAAAAACCUUUUCUGCUGCUGGUGGUCAAAUCGCUGGUCCCGCACUUUGAGCGGCGGCAGGCUAUCCGUGAAACAUGGGGGCGGGCGGGUGUUUUAGCCAAUCAGACUGUGGCAACGGUGUUCCUGCUAGGCAACACUAUGUCCAUAGACCACUUCCCAGACCUGCUAGGGAUGCUGGGCCACGAGGCGGAGCUUCACAGAGACCUCCUCCAGUGGGACUACAGGGACACUUUCUUCAACCUCACCCUGAAGGAGAUCCUCUUCCUGGAAUGGUUUAGCCAACACUGUCCCCAAGCUCAGUACGUCCUCAAGGGCGACGAUGAUGUCUUUGUCAACACCUUAAGGAUUAUUGAUCUCCUGGAACGUCUACCAAAGACCAAGGCCAAGGAUCUGUUCAUGGGUGAUGUUAUCAGCAACGCCUUCCCGUACAGAGACCGGAAACUCAAGUAUUUUAUCCCAGAAAGUGUAUUUGUGGGACUGUACCCGCCUUAUGCCGGGGGCGGAGGAUAUUUGUACUCUGGAGAUUUAGCACUUCGUCUUUAUAACGCAUCCCAGCAGGUGGUCUUGUAUCCCAUUGAUGAUGUCUAUACAGGAAUGUGUCUGAAGAAGCUGGGCCUGGUCCCUGAGAAGCACAAAGGCUUCAAGACAUUUGACAUUGAAGAGAGGUACAGAGUCAACCCCUGCGCCUACAGGAGUCUGAUGCUGGUUCACAAACGGACGCCGCAGGAGAUGUUGACGAUCUGGCAGUGGAUUAUCCAACCUGACCUGGACUGCCAGUGAACACCUUCACUCAUUUCUGUUGAACACUUGCUUGCACUGUUGAAUUUGUAAAACAUUUUCAACACCUUUUUUUUAAUUAUGUUAAAUCCUCAAGUCCAAGCUUUGUAUUAGUAUUUCAAAGUCAUCAAAAGAAUUUAACAGUGUCUUCAAGUUGACUUGAAAGCUGUUGGUGAAUGACUUCUCAGAAACUUUUUACAUCUGCUGCAUAAAGGGCAAACAUGAUCCCUCUAUAAUGUUAGCAUGACAGAAUGUGUGUAAACUUCAGUUAAAACCAUCUUGCAUGCAGGCUAACUGUAAAACCUUUGUCAUAUUAGCAUGCUAAUGUUUAGCAUGUAAUACCGUGUAAGAUGGUAGGUAACAUUUGGGAAGAUUCCCAUGUUUAAGACUUACGAACAUCAUUGGACAGCUGAAGAAGAACAAUAUAUGAUUGUGGAGUUGAUCUUGUAGGAGCAAAAAUACUUUACACUGAUAAUAUACUGUAGCUCUCUAUCCAUAAAUUAUGGGUUUAAUUACUAUUAAUGUAAAACAUUUUUCACAUCACAGCAGAAAAAAAGGUUCCUCAAGUAUUUUCCACUGACUUUUGUAAACACCUUCAAGCUACAACACUCAAUUCGCUAGCUAGAGUGCUUCGUUAUACAGAUUCAAACUGUUUUUAUAACAAACCUGGUAUUAGCAUUAUGUUUGGUAUCUUUUUAUUCUGGUCUCAAUAUGAGGACACUGUUAUUCAGUCAGCCUUGGAAAUUUAGAAACACAAGUAAUUAAUUUUUCAUCCUUCUUUCAGUUAAAGCAGUGGUCAACAGAGCUUUGCUGCGCUCACAAAGGUCAGCGCAGCUCAGGUCAAAGUUCAAUAAAUUCAAAAUGUCAGAGCACCAUGGACCAGGGCUGCUGCAACACACAAACACAGUAAAAGAGGAGACGCACAAAAGCUGUUUUUCCGCAAUAAUGUGAAUCCUGUUUUAGGCUGACAUGAGGCAUCCCUCGUUUGUUUUGUCUGCCACUUCUGUAUUUCUGAGCGUUAGCUUGGGUGUUUGCGUGAAAUGUAUUGACAAGUACGAAACUCACAAUAACCCCUAUAUGCUUGAUAUGUUAUGUUACAUGCUAAUUCUAGCAUGGAAAACAUGCUAUAAAACAUGCUAUAAAGCUUUGUAUGCAUACAAUUAAUAUUAAUGUAGGAAUUUAAUGGACAGGUGCACAAUUUUUCAACAGUCAGGAGCCCAAAUGAACAUUAAACAUGUUUUUCUUGCUGUAAUCAUUCCUC
This is a messenger RNA of Thunnus maccoyii (southern bluefin tuna), 2571 nucleotides long. RefSeq names its product N-acetyllactosaminide beta-1,3-N-acetylglucosaminyltransferase 2-like. The transcript is spliced from 2 exons. Gene Ontology annotation, cellular component: membrane. The record is from RefSeq and is a predicted model, not a curated record. NCBI's taxonomy places the organism in Eukaryota, Metazoa, Chordata, Actinopteri, Scombriformes, Scombridae. The coding region runs from base 90 to 1313 and encodes 407 amino acids. Gene Ontology annotation, molecular function: hexosyltransferase activity.